This is a messenger RNA of Trichoderma harzianum CBS 226.95, 1243 nucleotides long. RefSeq lists its product as hypothetical. The transcript is spliced from 3 exons. NCBI's taxonomy places the organism in Eukaryota, Fungi, Ascomycota, Sordariomycetes, Hypocreales, Hypocreaceae. Gene Ontology annotation, biological process: vesicle-mediated transport. The coding region runs from base 220 to 1206 and encodes 328 amino acids. Gene Ontology annotation, molecular function: protein-macromolecule adaptor activity. The record is from RefSeq and is a predicted model, not a curated record.
UUUCUACACCUCAACUUUAUAUAUUUCUUCUCCUUUACUCUACACAGCCUCAUGUAACACAGCUCCGGCACCUAUUCCCUCAUAAUUAAAUCCUCACGACAAUCAUUCAUUAUAUCGCCCUAUAACAGAGAGUGAGUGAGUGUGAGAGCACGUCAUUCUUUUGCAGAUUUUGCUCCGGAUUGCGAGGACGUGGAGAGGGUGGCCAAACGUCUCAUCAACAUGGACAUUUCCAAUCCGAGGAGGAUUCUGGCCGUCAGCCUGGAGGGCUCGGAGCAGCAUCUGAGCCGUGUCAUCAAAGAUCUUACCGGUUCCUCACCAGAAGCGGCAUCAACGUCACUGGCGGGCACCACGCAUGACCUUGAGCUCAAAACAUCGUACUACACAGCCUCUGUCCCGAUAUGGAUAGAUCUCAUCGCUUCUCCGUCAGAAUGGGCUUCAUCUUUCCUAUCCGAAGAAGCCCGCGAGGUCCUCGCAGUCCUAGGCGGCCUUGUUCUAGUCUUUGCAAUACCUAAUGCCAAGCCCGCAUCUUUAACUGGGAACAACGACACCCCCAGUCUUAUUCGACACGUUGGCAGUGUCGUUCAGAAAGGCCUUGGCGGCUGGGAAUGGGAUGGAGUCAGGCUGGCUGUUGGCAUCGGUGAGGGCGACGACGCCGAUGACUGGGACGAGCUAUGCGCGGAAGCCGGCCUGGAGUUUGUACAGCUGAAAAGCGGGCAAAAGGAGAAAAAUGAGUUUGGAGAAAAGACGGGAAUUUCUCGGGUCAAAGAAGCCCUUGAAUCAAAUGACUGGGAGCAGUUAAACGAUGACCUGCCCUCUGAUUUGGAUGAGACGCGCUCUGAUAAAUCUGAAGACGCAGAGGACUUUGAUCCAGAGAGCUUAGACUUUGGUGUCGACCGUUCUGAUUUUGAAGGGUUGCGUAUGGCAAUUUGGGAAACAAGCCGUCUCGAAACUGGUGAUGCCGACAAUGCUCUCUCAAAAAAAGCCGAGACGGAUGUGUCUAAGGCGGCAGACGUCAAGGCAGGCCCCGCUACUAAUACCAACGAUGGCGUGGCGUUGGACCGCGACCUUGACGACGAAGAUGUGGCCAAGGUAGAGAAGAUGAUGAGGAAGCUUCAAGCAGCUAGAGAAAUGGGAGAGGGCAUGAGCGAGGCGCAGAGAAAGCGACUGGCAGCCAGAGCCGUCGAGGAGGUAAUGCGGGAGCUUUGAAGCCGGUGUUCUCUUUUUGUCUUUCGCACGCAAGCCA